This is a messenger RNA of Ctenocephalides felis (cat flea), 771 nucleotides long. RefSeq names its product putative nuclease HARBI1. Bases 37 to 771 code for a protein of 244 amino acids. The transcript has 3 exons. Lineage: Eukaryota; Metazoa; Arthropoda; Insecta; Siphonaptera; Pulicidae. The record is from RefSeq and is a predicted model, not a curated record.
UCACCAGACAAACAAUUAUUUAUCGCUUUAUGGAAAAUGGCUACUCCAGAUUCGUAUCGCUCAAUUUGCCAAAGGUUUGGUGUCAGUUUUGCAACAGCGUGGUGGAGUGUGCGAAGGGUUACAUUAGCUCUAGUCGAAAUAGCUCCAAAUUUUAUUAUCUGGCCUGAAAAUGAAAAGCUUGCUGAAAUUUCUACUGAAUUUGAAGCUACAAGCGGCUUUCCCAAUGUUAUCGGUGCAAUUGACGGAACACAUAUAAAUAUACCUGCACCUCGAGAGCAUCCGGAAUGUUAUGUCAACAGAAAAGGACAUCAUUCAAUUCAAUUACAAGCUAUUUGUGAUGCUCGAUGUAAAUUUAUUCAUUGUUAUGCUGGAAAUGUUGGUUCUGUACAUGACGCACGAGUAUUACGUCUGUCAGAAGUGAAUGAUUACCUCAACGAUGAACAUAAAUUCCCGAACGAAUCUCAUUUAGUCGGCGAUGCAGCUUACCCUCUUCACAAACAUUUACUUACACCAUAUCGAGAUAAUGGGCACUUAUCAGCAAGACAAAAAAAUUAUAAUUUUUGUCAUUCAUCUGCACGUAUAGCAAUUGAACGUGCAUUUGGAUUACUUAAAAAAAGAUUUCGCAGUUUACUGACAGUUCUCGACAUGAAUCGAACUGAUUUAAUUCCUGAGUACAUAAUCGCUUUUUGUGUCAUGCAUAAUAUAUGUUUAUUAAAAAACGAUGAAUUACCGGUGGAGGAAGUAAAAGAAACAAAUUGGAAACAUAAAUGA